Molecule: messenger RNA, 1630 nt
Organism: Cyanistes caeruleus (blue tit)
Lineage: Eukaryota; Metazoa; Chordata; Aves; Passeriformes; Paridae
Source: RefSeq, a predicted model, not a curated record
GGCUGAAGACGGGCCGCGGCAGUGGAACGAGCGGAGGAGCCCGAAGAGGGGCAGAGCAGAGGGAGAGAGCAGCCCCUGGUGUUCGGGGUGGGCUCCGGGCCCUGCUCGUCGUCCUCUGUUCUCACCCUGAGUCAGUGAAUCAUCUCGACAUUUAUUUUACCCCCGAUAUGGCCUUGCAGGCAAAAACAAUAUUUCGACACUGAAAUCCCUGUAAUCAAGUCUCACAUUCCUUUAUUUUCCUAAAUAUGAUUAGGAAGCAUGUACUUAACCCGUGUGCUCACGUCAGGGUUAUUCACUCCCGAUUUCUGUCACUUCCCUCACACUGCCAGAAACUCAGCAGGAGGCAGAGCUGUGGAAGUAAGAACAGACAGACUAAACAAAUGGAAAAAAUCACUCAUCUGGAAGCUCUGAUGUUUAGUGCUGUGCUGGAGAACUGUGUGGAUCAACUUGCAAUUAUUGGAUAUAUCAUGCCAGUUCCACACGAUGACAAGACAGACAUCAACCAUGAAAUGAAAGAAAUGGUCCAGAAGGAACUGGAUAAUAAACCCUCAGAAUUUAUGUCAGCAAAGCAAGAGAGUGGGGAAACAGCUACCUCCACGACCCUGCAAAACACCGAACACAAGCAGCAGCAGGAGGAAACUGAAGAUCAAAAAAGCACUCGCCAUUUUUCCAAAAGGCCCAAGAAACGCACCACUCGGGCUGCACAGAGGCUCAAAAAAGUUUAUGCUGACAGGCAGUAUGCAAGUAAUGUAAUUACACUCACUAUUAAAAAGAUGGAGGAACUGGGAACAUUUAGUAGCCUAACAGAUGCUAAUGAGAGAGAGAAGGCAAAAAAGAACAAGUUUUUUGACAUCCUUAUCAGGGAGGAAAAAGGAAAGAAGGAGAUAAAGGCACUCCAGAAACAGCUGCAAGAUGUCAAGAAACAAACUGAUAAUGACCUUCAGAACCGAGAUAAGGUUAUUGAUCACCUCAAGGAUAAGCUUCAAGAGACGACAGCCAAACUGAACACAGAGAGUAACUACAUGAAGAAAAACACGGAUCUCCAGAUCCAACUGACCCAGAAAAAGUGCAGCAGUGCAGAGGAUGCCCUGGAGAAGGAAAUCCAGAAUUUGAGGAGCAAAAUUGAUGAGGAGAUUCACCUCCACAUGGAGACUGAUAAUUUCCUCACACAACAGUAUGAGAAGGUGAAAGAGAAACUGGAAUACUGGAUGGAGAAGUAUAAAAAAGACACUGCUGCAAAAGAUGAAGAACUGGAUGAUCUAAGGGCAUUGAAGGCAGAGAACUUGGAAACGAUGCAGAGAUUUGCCAAGGAGUGCCUGAUGUUCCAGGCAACCAUCAUCAUUGACCGGACAGAAAAGGAGGACAAGAGAAAACAAAGAGAGCGGGAAGCCCUGGAGCUGAAGAGUGCUGUGAAGGUGCAGGCGUGGUGGAAAGGUACAAUGGUCCGCAGAUUCCUUGGCCGCUACAAGGAGCUUGAGAAAUAUUUGAAGGGACAGUUACCAGAGAAACAAACAGGCAAGGAAAAAUCUAGAAAAAAGAAAUAAUAAAGUGGCCACAGAUAUGCUCCAGGACUGUUGCUGGGCAGGGCAUUGUGGUACGUCUGACAGGACAAAAUAAACCAUGUAACAGA